Molecule: messenger RNA, 1581 nt
Organism: Peronospora belbahrii
Lineage: Eukaryota; Oomycota; Peronosporomycetes; Peronosporales; Peronosporaceae
Source: the annotation of a GenBank genome assembly
AUGGUUAUCCGUUAUAUCAUUAGUUUACUUCUAGUAUUCGCGCUUAGAAACAUCACGUCUAGUGCUUUUUGUGUUGAAACGGAAGGAAUCAAUGACAUUGUGACAACAACAAGGACCUUACGCCAUAUUGUGCACUUUUCCGAUGUUCAUCUCAACAUUUCUGUAUCACUGAAUGAUAGUGAAUCGGCUGCGAUUCCCAUUGCGUACGGUAAUGACGCCCCGAUAAGUUUAUUGAUAUCGGCCUUGGCCUACGCGAAAAACGUGCUACCGGACCCGGAUUUGUUUCUUUACACGGGAGACCAUGUUGUUCAUGGAGAGCUGUCAGAGAAAUAUCUUUUUGAAGCUGUGGAAACGAAUAUUAAGACUAUGGACAAAUAUUACUCGACAUUAGAUAGUCGUCAUGAGAUGCUCGACAUUACUGCUAUCAUAGGCAACUCGGACUCAACCCCUGAUUACACGAUGAAGGUGACAAAUCCGCAGACGGAGGCAAACCCGACGAUCGCGUUAAUAUCUGGGGCUUGGAAUAAUACCAUGUCCAGGUCCGACCUCGACUGGUUUAACAACCGUGGAUACUUAGCAUACGCCUUCAAUGACAACCUGACUGUGAUCACACUCAAUACACUGCCUUAUUCGCCGAGUCACUUACCAGAUACGUCCAAGUUACCUGAUCCUUUCGAUCAGUUUGCAUGGUUAAAUGCUACGUUGUGUGAGUUGAAGAGUGCUGGCAAGUAUGCAUACAUCGUUGGCCACAUUCCGCCCAUUAUUGACUCGUAUAACGGGUCACCUAUGUGGAAUGAGAGUUACAUGAAGACGUACAAGCAGAUAGUGGGCCAGUAUUCGGAUGUUGUCAAGGCGCAGUUCUUUGGUCACGUUCACAGCAUUGAGUUCCGAUUGCCUCUUUCACGCAGUCUUAGCGCAAAAGUCAAGCGAGAAGGAGUGAUUGCAGAUCAUGACUAUGAAGACAGCUCAGAAUUGGUACCGUUGUUCAUGGUGGCUGCAAUUUCCCCGAUCUAUUUGAGCAACCCGGCUUUCAUGGUGUGGGAUUUUGAUGACACGACGUACGAAAUCCUCGACUUUACGGUUUAUGGGGGCAACAUUUCUUCUGCUACUGGAGCCGUCGAUUGGGAACCACUCUUCAAUGCAAGCCACACGUACGGUGUCAAUUCGUUGAGCACGUUGGAGAUUGCUCGCUUUGCGGAGCGUGUAGCAGUAGACGCAGAGCUUCUCGAGCAGUACUACUUUAACUCGAAGGCUCAGUCACGUCUUCAACUGUCAUGCCUUGACGUAUCAUGCCAAGCAAAGUGGCUGUGCUCUCUGUACUGGUGGUCUACAGCGGUCGACUAUGAGGACUGUGUGUCAUUCAUUAUGACGUCCAAUUUGAAAAGUACUUCUACCUUUCAACUGUCAACCUCGUCGCCAACUAGAUCUCUUAUGUACACAUCAACAAUUAUUAUGGUGGGAGGAAUGAUAGCAGCCGCUGCUUUUGUUCUACUUCUUACCAUAAUCUGCCGUCGAAGCGUCGACCAAAACGAUUUGAAGCUCUUCCAACGCCAACGCGUUGACUGUACAUCACUUGUGUGA